Molecule: messenger RNA, 1038 nt
Organism: Klebsormidium nitens
Lineage: Eukaryota; Viridiplantae; Streptophyta; Klebsormidiophyceae; Klebsormidiales; Klebsormidiaceae
Source: the annotation of a GenBank genome assembly
AUGUUGAAAACAGUUGUGUCUUUUUUGGAGGACACUCAAACCACGUACCACUGUUUGACUUUCUGCAGGAAGGCCCUCAAGCUCGAUCCGAGUGCCUUCACCUGCUCGUUCCAGGUGUCAGAUUACGGGAUCCUUAGUGCCAUUCAGAAGGUCAUGACCACGGAAGACAAGUGCAUCAGAACAGAGCUGCAUAAGCUGAACGUCUACAGGGCUGGGGACUUCUUCAAGGCGCACGUGGACACUCCUCGAGGACCUCAGAUGUUCGGUUCUCUCAUCAUCUGCUUGCCAAGCGCUCAUAACGGCGGCAAUCUCCGCAUAUCUCAUGGCAAGAAGAACGUGAACAUCGACUGGAGCGAAAAGUCGGAAGAUCAUAUCCAGUGGGUAGCUUUAUACUCGGAUUGCGAGCACGAGGUGAAAGAAGUGCUGGGAGGCUACCGAGUCACGCUCACGUACAACCUGUACGCAGAUCCUCUGCCUGGCCCGCGGAAAAGCCCGCUUACUCAUCCCAACGUGGUUUUGAAGCACACCGUCCUGUAUCAGACUCUGGUCAAAGCAUUGAGCCUCGACAGCUUCAUGCACGAUGGGGGCAUUCUGGGGCUUUCGCUACAGCAUCGUUACCCGCACGUCAGCGAGGUGUUUGUCAAGGCGCCUGAAAUGAUGCUGAAAGGAGCGGACGCUGUGAUCUUUGCGGUCGCAAAGCAGCUCGGCUUGGAGACCCAGUUUGUUCAGGUCUACUACGACAGCGAGCUUGAUCAACUCGACGUGCAAGACGUCUCAACAAUGUACGAGAACGAAGAAGAGCGUGGGCUUGACCACCUCAGAAACAACUUCAGGCUCUCUUGCAAUGUUGACUACAAUGACGUCACCUGGUGUGUCCAAGGAAGCAACUUCCAGGAGCCAGGCAAGAUCGGAUCGGCGUAUGGCAACGAACCAAGCGUUGAGGUCCACUACUGCGUGGCAGCUCUGCUGGUGGUCAUUCCGGAGUGGGGAGAGGACCGAGGCAAACUGCUCACGGCUGCGGAAGAGGACACCGUUUGA